AUGGCAACUACCAACGGAAGUGACUAUGGUGCCUACACAUACAAGGAGCUUGAGAGAGAGCUCUACUGGCCAUCCGAGAAGCUGAAGAUAUCAAUCACCGGCGCCGGAGGUUUCAUCGCUUCCCACAUUGCUCGCCGUUUGAAGCACGAGGGGCAUUACGUGAUUGCUUCUGACUGGAAGAAGAACGAGCACAUGACUGAAGACAUGUUCUGCGACGAGUUCCACCUUGUUGAUCUCAGGGUCAUGGAGAAUUGCCUCAAGGUCACCAAUGGAGUUGAUCACGUCUUUAACUUGGCUGCUGAUAUGGGUGGUAUGGGUUUCAUCCAGUCAAACCACUCUGUGAUCAUGUACAACAACACCAUGAUCAGCUUCAACAUGAUUGAGGCUUCUAGGAUCAAUGGGAUUAAGAGGUUCUUCUAUGCUUCUAGUGCAUGUAUCUACCCUGAGUUCAAGCAGCUGGAAACUACUAAUGUGAGCCUGAAGGAGGCGGAUGCUUGGCCUGCAGAGCCUCAAGAUGCGUAUGGUUUGGAGAAACUUGCAACGGAGGAGCUGUGCAAGCAUUACAACAAGGACUUUGGAAUUGAAUGCCGCAUUGGAAGGUUCCAUAACAUCUACGGUCCUUUUGGAACAUGGAAAGGUGGACGAGAGAAGGCUCCAGCUGCUUUCUGCAGAAAGGCUCUCACCUCCACUGAUAGGUUUGAGAUGUGGGGAGACGGGCUUCAAACCCGCUCUUUCACCUUCAUUGAUGAGUGCGUUGAAGGUGUACUCAGGUUGACUAAAUCAGAUUUCCGUGAGCCUGUGAACAUUGGAAGUGAUGAGAUGGUGAGCAUGAAUGAGAUGGCUGAGAUGGUUCUCAGCUUUGAAAAGAAGAAGCUUCCAGUUCACCACAUUCCAGGACCAGAAGGUGUUCGUGGUCGUAACUCAGACAACAACCUGAUCAAAGAAAAGCUUGGUUGGGCUCCAACGAUGAGACUGAAGGAAGGGCUUCGAAUAACCUACUUCUGGAUAAAGGAACAGAUCGAGAAAGAGAAGUCAAAAGGCAGCGAUGUGUCGCUUUACGGGUCAUCGAAGGUGGUUGGGACUCAAGCUCCGGUGCAGCUUGGAUCACUCCGUGCGGCUGAUGGAAAAGAGUGA
Messenger RNA from Microthlaspi erraticum, 1134 nucleotides. The record is from the annotation of a GenBank genome assembly. NCBI's taxonomy places the organism in Eukaryota, Viridiplantae, Streptophyta, Magnoliopsida, Brassicales, Brassicaceae.